This is a messenger RNA of Caenorhabditis bovis, 1851 nucleotides long. The record is from the annotation of a GenBank genome assembly. NCBI's taxonomy places the organism in Eukaryota, Metazoa, Nematoda, Chromadorea, Rhabditida, Rhabditidae.
AUGGAAUUCACCCGUGAAGCUCUUCUAGCGGAAUUAGAAGCGAAGGAUGAGAUAAUUGAACAACUUCGCAAGGAGCUUGAACAAUAUCGCAUGGCAAAUUCGGCGAGGAAAACUGCAAUUUCAUCGGAACCUGAUGUUCAAGUUCAUCGCACAAUCAUCGGAAAAAGUGACAAAGCGUUCGAGACAAUUGGAAAUGCGCUUUGUCUAAACACGUUCCUUCGAAAUCUGGAUGCAGCACAAAUAGAGAAGAUUGCGUCUGCUAUGUAUCCUGUGCAGGUCGCGCCAGGUGCUGUGAUAAUACGUCAAGGAGACUUGGGAAGCAUAAUGUAUGUCAUACAAGAAGGAAAGGUUCAAGUAGUCAAAGACAAUCGAUUUGUUCGAACAAUGGAAGAAGGUGCUCUCUUUGGCGAAUUAGCGAUUUUGCACCACUGUGAACGGACAGCUACUGUUCGAGCCAUCGAACCUUGUAAGCUGUGGGCUAUCGAAAGAAAUGUAUUCCAUGCUAUCAUGGUUGAAUCGGCACGCGAGCAGACCAUGAGCUUUAAGCGACAUCUAAAAUGGUCUGCGAGAUUUGGAGGAUAUCCGGAAGAGCUUCUGUUGAGAAUCGCCGAGUUUUGUACGGAACAGAGAUACGAAGCGAGAGAGGAAAUUAAGGCGAAGCCGCAGUAUGUCUACUUAGUCUGUCGUGGAUCGGUCGUCUGCGACGAUCAAGGCGAAAUGAGCAAAAUCUCGGCCGGUCAAGAUUUCGAAAUGCGAUGUGGAAGAAAAGGCCGUUUUGAACGAUUUUUCGUCCUCGAAGGACCCGUACACCUACUUAAAAUGCACGUUGAACAGUUGUGUAAAGCGCUCGACACUAUGGAUUUGGACGACGAGAUAAGGCCUAAAGCUAGUAACGUGUUGGAUGAGCCUGACGUUGAGCUGGAAGAGCUCAAACGAAUCACCACACUCGGAAUGGGUGGAUUUGGGCGCGUUGAGUUGGUUCGCUCUCCGUCUCGAGUUUAUGCUCUUAAGGUGAUGAACAAGGCUCAUGUUGUGGAAACAAAACAGGAGAACCAUGUUGUCUCGGAACGUCGGAUAUUGAUAUCAUGUGAUUGCGACUUUAUAGUCAGAUUGUAUAAGACCUAUCGCGACAGCGAAAAGAUCUAUAUGCUCAUGGAGCCGUGUCUCGGAGGUGAAAUCUGGACCAUUUUGCGCAAGAAGGGUCGUUUCGACAAUGACAUGACCCGGUUUUAUGCCGCUGGAGCUCUCGAAGCCCUCGAGUACCUCCAUCGAAAAUCAAUUGUUUAUCGCGAUUUGAAGCCGGAGAACAUGCUUCUUGAUCGCAACGGAUGGCCAAAGCUCGUUGAUUUUGGAUUUGCCAAAAAAUUGAAGAAUGGCGGAAGAACUUGGACCUUCUGCGGAACUGCUGAAUAUGUGGCUCCAGAAAUUGUUCUCAAUAAGGGACACGAUACUUCGGUCGACAUUUGGGCUCUUGGUAUCUUCAUGUGCGAACUUUUGACCGGAUCACCACCAUUUUCGAGCAAUGAUCCGAUGGUCACUUACAAUGCGAUCCUGAAGGGUCUUGAAAAGUGGGCGUGGCCAAGAUUUGUCACUAAAGAGGCCAUUGACCUUAUGCUGUCACUGUGCAAAUAUGAGCCAACGGAACGUCUUGGAUUCGGAAAUGUUUCCGAAAUCCGCAACCAUCCAUGGUUCGACAAUUUCCCAUUUGUCGACUUCCGUGCUCAACGCAUCAGACCACCGUACACGCCGGCGGUUGCUUCUGACAUUGAUACGUCGAACUUCGACACAUUCCCAGCGUUUGAUAACUUCGCUACGGGUGUCGUUGAAGCAGGAUGGGACUCUGAAUUUUAA